This is a messenger RNA of Trichoderma virens Gv29-8, 836 nucleotides long. RefSeq lists its product as uncharacterized. The coding region runs from base 282 to 527 and encodes 81 amino acids. The record is from RefSeq and is a predicted model, not a curated record. The transcript has a single exon. Lineage: Eukaryota; Fungi; Ascomycota; Sordariomycetes; Hypocreales; Hypocreaceae.
CUAAAAAAAUAACUGUUUUGGUGCUUAUUAUUCACUUAGUUCUCCUUCUCCUUCCCUUCACCUACAAUACCCAAGGCUCCUAUUUAUACUCUAUUAGAGGCUGUGAUUUUGUUUGCUAUUUACGACUCUUCUAUUAAACGGUCGAAAUAAAAAAGAACGAGCAUACCGAAAGAAAAAUCCAAGAGCAACCACCACAUAUUACUCUCUUUGCGCUAUUCAUUCACAAAUACAACUCCUUCAAAUCUAUUCUUACUCCCACAUCUCCUAUUGCCGAUACCAAUAUGAGGGUAACACGCGCUAUUUCUUUGACCAACUUUAUGGUCGCUACUUCAGCACUCGGCUUCCAGGUCUUUGUACUCUACCCUUGGCACAAAGAACUCGACAACGGGUUUGAAGACCUUAAAAAGGAGCACAUGAAGGUCCUCGAAGCAGUGGGAAAAAGCGUGAGCGAACAGCAGCGCAUGGCCUUCUCCAACAGGCUCAAGGAACUCAAGACAGAAAGCUCUCGACGAUGGUGGUGGAUGUAAAAGAUCAACACGGCGAAAGAAAUAUAAUUUUCAACGGUUGAGGGACCGACUUGCCCGGUCUAAAACAAAAACAUAGAUGGAUUAUCGACGUCAACGUUCUAAACUACACAAUCUAUGGUUCUCGCGAGCAAUCUCACGAGCUACAUGAUGUGAGAAGUUCACAGAUGAUUUUCUCAGGAAAGAAUAUUCUUUAACGGGGACUAUUAUGGUUUGGAUUGUUCAAUACCUCAUUCUUUAUCAGCAGCAUACCAUCUAAAUUUCUUGCUAAAUACUGACUAGCCACUUAAUAAAUCUUCAUGUUAGACAUCG